This is a messenger RNA of Theileria annulata, 1734 nucleotides long. RefSeq names its product translation elongation factor 1-alpha, putative. The coding region runs from base 1 to 1734 and encodes 577 amino acids. Gene Ontology annotation, biological process: translation. The record is from RefSeq and is a predicted model, not a curated record. The transcript has 3 exons. NCBI's taxonomy places the organism in Eukaryota, Apicomplexa, Aconoidasida, Piroplasmida, Theileriidae. Gene Ontology annotation, molecular function: GTP binding; GTPase activity.
AUGCCGUCAGUAAGGAGAAUAAAGUCUGUGAAGUGGGAAGAAGACGACCUUGACGACUACUAUUCAGAUGAUUUUUCAGACUCAGAUGAUGAAAAUUACGAAAAUUUGAAAAUAACCAACAAAACUAAAACUUUACCCAAGAAGAAUCUAGUUCAGAAAAGGGAAUCUAAACCAAGUCUUCAAGAAAAUAAACAAACUUCAAAUAAAACUAAUACUGUAAACUCCUCUAAGUUAAAUACACCAAAGAAUAAUUAUAAAGAUGGUGAAGAUUCAACACCGAAUAGGUACCCAUUGAACGUUGUAGUUUUAGGUGCAGUUGACGCAGGAAAGUCUACUUUGUUGGGACACUUUUUGACACUAACGAACUGCGUAGAUAAGAAGUUAAAGAAUGUAAAGCAUUUGUCGUGGAUUUUGGACCAAGGUGAUGAUGAGCGUGAUAAGGGAAUAACAAUAGAUCCAACUAAAUGCCAGUUUAAUUUAGAUCUUAAAAGCAUAAAACACAACAAUAAUCACAAUGAACACCAGAUUAACACAGAAAAUCCAGUCUACGAUCAUAUAAAGGUUAAUGUCAUUGACACUCCAGGACACCACGACCUAAUCCAGAACCUGGUAAUGGGAGCAGUAUUUGCUAACAGCGCAAUCAUAAUUGUGGACUCUAACGACGUGCUCAAGUCUGACUUUUUUGGGGUUUAUUUUAGCGAGCACAUGCUCCUUCUGUACCUUCUGGGAAUUAGGUACAUAAUUAUAUGCGUGAACAAAAUUGACAGAUUUGAAUACUCAGAGACCAUGUACAACAAAGUCGUCGAAAUCAUACGUAAACUGGUUGUAGUUUAUGAAAAAUCAGUCAAACUGAUUUUUCUACCAGUUUCAGGCCUUCGUGGAGAUAACCUGAUAGAUAAAUCCAACAAUUUAAGCUGGUAUAAGGGUCCAUCACUUAUAGAAUCAUUACAAGUCAUAUCGUUGGACUUGAUAAAGAGACCAGUGGUUGUUUAUGAUAAGAUCAUAUGUCACAUUUUCGACCUAUGGGAGUCAGGGAAAACAGUUAGUUGUUCAUGUUUCGUCGAGGGCAAUAAGAUGAAGGUUCCAGCUGAUAUGAACACACUACCUAAUUCAGUUCAAGUUAAAUGUGUGUCACUGGAGUAUCAGAUUCUGAAUCUAGUCUCUCCUACGUCAGUGUCAAAUAACAUCAAUUCCACUAACUCUAGCACAUGUUAUGUAAAUGAUUUCGUCGACUGCCUUGAAAUGAAAGGCACUGAAAUCAGUAAUUUAAUGUUCUCGAAGAUAAUGAUCGAUCCACACACAUACUCAAAAAUUAAAAAUAACACGAGUAGCAUAGCCAUACACAACGCAUUCAUAGGACUAAUAUAUUUAAAUGGAAUGAGUAAAGUAAAGUUGACAAUAGGUCAAAACGUGGAACUAUUUGUGGGAUACUCGAAACAAUCUGCAUUCAUUAGGGCAAUUCAGGUAAUUGACAAUUUCAAUACUUUGGGGUCAAAGAAAAUUUACUCUCUUUCUCCAGGCCAGUUUGCAUUUUUGGAAUUCGCAUCACACUCGCCAAUUUUAGUAGAACCGAUCGCAAGAACCUCUAAAUUCAUACAGAACAUGAUUGCCCAAUUCACAACGAAACCCGUAAACAUCAGCGAAGAUGAAGUGGAACAUGUGGGAAUCCUGAGCAGACUACUAGUAAGAAGCUCAGGAAGUUUCGUUGCAGGCGGGGUCGUAGUAAAUCAAUAA